Echinops telfairi (small Madagascar hedgehog) is the source of this 1523-nucleotide messenger RNA. RefSeq names its product COBW domain containing 1 (gene ZNG1A). The coding region runs from base 20 to 1177 and encodes 385 amino acids. The record is from RefSeq and is a predicted model, not a curated record. Gene Ontology annotation, cellular component: cytoplasm. Lineage: Eukaryota; Metazoa; Chordata; Mammalia; Afrosoricida; Tenrecidae. The transcript is spliced from 15 exons.
GGCGGGCGCUUCGGCCAGGAUGUUCCAGGCGGAUGGCGCUGAGGCUCAGGCGGAGGCAGCGGAGCCCGCGGAGGAGGCCUGUCCGGAGUUGGUGCCCAUUGAGACGAAGCGCGGAGCGGAGGAGGACGGGGAGGGAAGCUCUGGCCCCGGCGCCAAGAUCCCCGUCACGAUUAUCACCGGGUACUUAGGUGCUGGGAAGACCACGCUACUCAACUACAUCUUGACUGAGCAGCACAGUAAAAGGAUCGCUGUCAUUUUGAAUGAGUUUGGGGAAGGGAGCGCUGUGGAGAAGGCCUUGGCCGUCAGCCAGGACGGCGAGCUCUACGAGGAGUGGCUGGAGCUGCGUAACGGCUGCCUCUGCUGCUCCGUCAAGGACAAUGGCCUUCGAGCUAUAGAGAAUCUCAUGCAGAAGAAGGGGAAGUUUGAUUACAUCUUGCUAGAAACCACUGGACUAGCAGAUCCCGGGGCCGUGGCCUCCAUGUUCUGGGUGGACGCUGAGUUGGGCAGCGAUAUUUAUCUCGAUGGAAUCGUGAGUGUGGUGGAUUCGAAGUACGGCUUAAAGCAUUUAACAGAAGAACGGGCGGACGGUGCCGUCAACGAAGCCACGAGGCAGGUUGCCCUAGCUGACCUCAUCAUCCUCAACAAGACGGACUUGGCUCUAGAAGAGGACUUGAACCGAUUGCGGAUGACCAUUAGAUCCAUAAAUGGACUAGGAAGAAUUUUGGAAACACAAAGAUCAAGAGUGGACCUGCGGGCUGUGCUAGACCUCCAUGCCUUCGACGCCCUCUCGGGAAUCAGUUUGCAGAACAAGAUGCUGCGUGUGGCCACCGCCCAACCUCACCUGGACCACAGUAUUGUUACCGUCACAUUCGAAGUGCCAGGGAACGCCCAGGAAGAAAGCCUAAAUGUGUUCAUCCAGAACCUGCUGUGGGAGAAGACGGUGAGGAGCAAGGCCGGUCAGUGCAUGGAGGUCAUCCGACUGAAGGGGCUGGUGUCCCUCAGAGACAAACCACACCAAGUGAUCGUGCAGGGGGUGCAUGAGCUCUAUGACCUGGAGGAGACCCCGGUGAGCUGGGCCAGCAACAGCGCGAGGACAAACAGACUGGUCUUCAUCGGCAGGAACCUGGACAAGGAGGUCCUUCAGCAGCUCUUCGCGACCACAGUGCUGGAAGCAUGAGUGGCGGCACGGCUCAAGGAAGGUCAUGCUUGUCUACGACUGCAGUUUUUCUUCUGGAGAGACCUGGACGUGUCCCCACUGGAUGUCACCCCAGCACCCUGCCGCCCCAGUACUGCUGCUGUGAAUCCCAGCGGGCCGUUUUAGGUCCUGACCCUAAACACUGCAUCCAAUACAGGGGCCCUGGACAGCUGUGCCACGAUGGAGCGUCUUCAGAAGCCUGUUUCUGGCGGAUGCGAAGCUCCUCUCCUGGCAGUCACUGAUAGUGAUGAUGCUGAUGGGACUCAGCACCGCCCCCUUCCCGUGGGACUUUCCCGGGCUGUGUAGACAAUAAAUGAUUUUAAAUGAG